This is a messenger RNA of Dryobates pubescens (Downy woodpecker), 4199 nucleotides long. It is a transcript of the gene ANKLE2, whose product is annotated as ankyrin repeat and LEM domain containing 2. The transcript is spliced from 13 exons. Lineage: Eukaryota; Metazoa; Chordata; Aves; Piciformes; Picidae. Gene Ontology annotation, cellular component: endoplasmic reticulum. Gene Ontology annotation, molecular function: protein phosphatase 2A binding. Bases 25 to 3075 code for a protein of 1016 amino acids. Gene Ontology annotation, biological process: negative regulation of phosphorylation. The record is from RefSeq and is a predicted model, not a curated record.
CGGCGGGCGGGCCGGGGCCAGGGCAUGGAGCGGUGGGUCGGGGCUGCAGGGGGCUGGGGCUCCCUCUGGGGAGCCGGUUGGGGCCGCUGGCAGGGCUGGGAGCUCCUGGCCGCCUGCGCGGUUAUCGGCGCCGUGGGCUGGCUGCUGCGGCUGCUAGAGAGGAGGCCGGGGGGCCGCGAGGCGCCGGAGGCGGCCAUCUCUUCCCCGGCACCACUGUCUGCGGGGAGCCGGCGCUGCAGCGGGAGCCGCCCAGGUGAGAUAACAAUGGAUGCAAUAUUAUGCCGACUGAAGCAGCUCAGCUCUGAUGAGCUUAGAGAAGAAAUUGUAAGAGCAGGACUGAAGUGUGGGCCCAUUACCUCCACUACUAGGUUUAUUUUUGAAAAAAAAUUGGCUCAGGCAUUGUUGGAGCAGCAAGGAGGUUCAGAGGGCAAAGGAUCUCUGUCAGAGGAGGCUGCUGGAAAUGCCCCAUCUGAUAGCAGCCGGGCAGAAGCACAGAAGGCUUUGAAAGGCACCGCGGUGAAUCACAACGGUCACGGAAGUGCUUCUGAAGACACAGACUUUGGGUACUGUGUAGGUCUGAACCCUCCAGAAGAAGAAGAUGUGAUCCACAUGAAAUGUUCAGCUCCUGUCUGUGGAGCAGGAUAUGUUGAUUCACAAAUUAGUACUCAGGCACUGUCCAAAGAGCCUCCACUGUUCUAUGGUGUUUGUCCAGUUUAUGACGACAUUUUGGCAAGAAAUGAGAGAAUACAUGUUUAUGAAGAUAAAAAGGAAGCUCUCCAAGCUGUUAAGAUGAUUAAGGGUUCCCGUUUUAAAGCUUUUUCAAACAGAGAGGAUGCUGAAAAAUUUGCUAAAGGCAUCUGUGAUUAUUUCCCAUCUCCCAGCAAGUCUUCUUUAUGUUUGUCGCCAGUGAAAAUGACAUCAUUUAACAGAGAUGGCUUAUGUUCUCCUGAGACUGAAACUGCUAAUAAGGAGAGAGCCAACAGUUAUAAAAGUCCACGUACUCAAGAUCUUACUGCUAAGCUUCGGAAGGCUGUGGAGAAAGGAGAUACUGCGACAUUUUCAGAACUUAUUUGGAGUAACCCUCGUUAUCUGAUUGGGUCAGGAGACAACCCAACAGUUGUACAGGAAGGGUGCAGGUACAAUGUCAUGCAUGUUGCUGCCAAGGAGAACCAAGCUGGUAUCUGCCAGCUAUUACUGGACACUUUGGAAAAUCCUGAGUUUAUGAGGCUUAUGUAUCCAGAUGACGAUGAUGUAAUGCUGAAGAAUCGCAUCCAGUACAUUGUUGACCUUUACCUUAAUACACCAGAUAAAAUGGGAUUUGAUACUCCUUUGCAUUUUGCCUGCAAGUUUGGGAAUUUGGAUGUUGUUAAUGUGCUUACCUCACAUCCAGCUAUUGUAAAAAAUCCAAGAAACAAAUAUGAUCAGACUCCAGCAGAAGUAGUUUGUGAAAGAAGCAAGAAUAAAUCUGCAGAAUUGAAAGAAAAACUAAGAGAGUAUUUGAAAGGUCGAUACUAUGUACCACUCUUGAGAGCAGAAGAUAAUUCUUCAGCUCCUGUCAUUGGUGCUCCAUGGUCACCUGAUCAGACAGAUGAUAGCCCCCAAAGAACUUUAUCUAAGUACACUGGCAGCCCCAAAGAUCCAGUGUUGUCAAUAAGAGCAUUUGCAGGCCCCAUGAGCCCCUCAAAGGCUGAAGAAUUCCGCAGGCUUUGGAAGACUCCACCUCGAGAGAGAGCUGGCUUCUUUCGUAAUGUCAGGAAAUCUGACCUGGAGAGAGGUGUUGAAAGAGUUGGAAGGGAGUUAGCUCAUGAGCUGGGGUUCCCGUGGGUUGAAUACUGGGAAUUUCUGGGCUGUUUUGUUGAUCUGUCUUCCCAGGAGGGGUUGCGAAAAUUAGAAGAGUACCUGAGCCAUCAGGAAAUGAGCGAAAAGGCUCAGCAAGGAACAGGGGAAAAUGAAACCUGCAAUAGAUAUAAAACUCUGCAUCUUCCUGGCAAGAGUAAGAAAUGCUGCAAUUCUAUUUCUGUUGGGGCAUUUUUGGAUGAGGAUGAUGAUGACAUGAGCUUAGAAGAAAUUAAAAACAGACAGAAUGCAGCACGGAACAUCAGCCACCCUAUAGUGUCCCAGGAGCCCAGCAUCAGUGAGAUUGGAGAUGCCCAGUGUGAUAUCUUGUCAAUGGAGAGGGCAGUAAACAUCAUAGAAGCAAGAGAUCACCCCAGACACUAUGAAAAGGCAGCUUCUUCCAGCAAAAAUGGAUUCUGCAAUCCUGUGGCCACUGAAAGGAUAAAGAGUGACCGAAAGCAUUUGCGUGAUGGAGGAGGAUGCCUUGGAUCGUCACCUGUUUCCAAUUUAAUGUCAGAAUUUGAAAGUCUCUCUGUCCAAGAACAGCAGCUUGCAGGAGAAUCAAAUACAAUUGGGGCAAAAACUGAGGAAGAGAGAGUUGUGGCUGAAGGAAAGAGUCAGGGGAGAACACCCAAGGACCAUAUGGAUAAGGCCUGCUAUGCAGUUUCACUGGCCAGCUCUUCUGAGCCAAGUGUUGCAGGUAAACCUGGAGAGACCAAGUUAAGGACAGAACACAAAAUGCCAUUAGAAAAGGAGAGGCUGGCCAUGGAAUCUGGAAUUCAAACUAACGAGGCACAACAGCGUCAGGAACUGUCUUCCCAGAAAUUGUUUUUGAAGGCAUCGCCCACAAAUGACACUUGGAGGAAGCUGUUCCUGCUUGGGGAGCAGCCCUCAAAGCUGGACAGCGAUGUCUUGGCAGCUAUAGAAGCAGUGGAGGUUGACCCACAGAAGUAUCCCUUUGUUUCCAGAUGGAAACACCUGGUGCAGUCAUACUCCUCAUUGGACAGGCAAAGCUGGCCAAGUUCAGCACAGAAGGUGAAGCUCAUGGCUCCUGGCCUUCCAAAUGCUCCAGUGUAUUCUAAUUCAGGAAGAAAUAGCCCCAUAACAGGAAGCCCAGGAAAAUACGGCAAUGCCACCUCAUUCUUUCCAGACCCUGGGAGUCCUGGGCGCUACAGUCCAGCUGGUGUCAACCAUGCUCUGCUGAGACUGCGUUCUUCUUCAGAGUCUCCUGCCCACUAAAACAAGGUUCAUCUUCCUGGGACUUCAGUUGCAUUUUCAUUGGUAGAGUGGAGGAAAAAAACUACAAUGUUACUAAAGUGACAUGAGGUUUGUACCUGGCUAUUUAUUUUUCCUCAAUUGAGGACAAACAUAUGUUCCAAAAAAAAAGUUGACUAUAUGUCUUUAUGCCAUACAUGGGAUAGAAUACUGGUGAUAUGCAAGAAGUUAGUGACAGUGCAGUUGUCCAGUAGCUAUGAAUUAACCCUUGUUGCCAGUAAUGCAGUGAGCUGAACCUUUACUAGAAGUGGUGGGAUUUUCCCCUCAGCAGUUGUCAUUGUAAUGAAUCUCUUAGCCCUCGACUGCAUUGCUUUUGCUGGGGUAGUCUGAAGGAAGCACAUCAUCAGUAAAGAGAAAUCUUAGGAGAGGGAAUUGAUGGCAAGAAAUAAAACCUUCCUCUACAUGCAGGGGGAGUGCUCAAAGUUGAAGAGCCUAAAACAAAACCUAGGUGAUGACAGCUUUGUUGUGCUGAGAAUGACUCUGAUAGGUUGUGCAUAAACAAAGUGUUUAUAGCCAGCAGUUGGGUCUAGAGGGUUGAAUACACACACACACACACACACUUCCCUAUUUGUGUGUAUUUAUGCACUUACUUACACAGAAAACCCUUAAGCCUUUGCUAUUAAAACACCGUGACAACACUUGAGUGUUUUAGUCAAGGGGCACUAGAGAAAUGAGUGGGGUUCCUUUCAAUGGUAGUUGGAAGAUUUAGGAAAAAAAAGCUAAAUUAAAAAAUCAGCUGGUUUCUUUUCCCCACAGAAGCUUUUUAACACAUGAGCAGAUGUUAACAGACCUUGCACAAAAACACAUCAGCAAUAAUUUGACCAAUUUUACCAGCUAUGUAACCUUAAUGGUCUGGUUUGUAAUGAAGUCGAGUGGUAGCCAGUGGCCCAGGGUGUGGCUCCUUAGUUCCCAACUGAAGAGAGGGAGGAAUAAGGAGGACAAAUACUUGUAUUGAAAUCUAAGCUCUAGUCUUGAUGUGUUUUUGUUAGAGCAGUCAAAAGUUCUAUGCUGUAGCCUUCUGCAAGAAUGACUUGUUUGGACAGUAUGAUGCCCAGACUGAAGAAUGCUUUUCCAAACUCAAGACAGUU